Messenger RNA from Homo sapiens (human), 2154 nucleotides. It is a transcript of the gene POC1A, whose product is annotated as POC1 centriolar protein A. Gene Ontology annotation, cellular component: spindle pole; cytoplasm; centrosome. The record is from RefSeq and is a predicted model, not a curated record. Bases 52 to 954 code for a protein of 300 amino acids. NCBI's taxonomy places the organism in Eukaryota, Metazoa, Chordata, Mammalia, Primates, Hominidae. The transcript is spliced from 9 exons.
GAACGGGCCGCAACGGCCACCGCAGCUGCCUUCGGCGCCGCCAGCCCCGCCAUGGCUGCGCCCUGCGCGGAGGACCCCUCGCUGGAAAGGCAUUUUAAGGGCCACCGAGAUGCAGUUACCUGUGUGGACUUCAGUAUCAACACAAAGCAGCUGGCCAGUGGCUCCAUGGACUCAUGCCUCAUGGUCUGGCACAUGAAGCCGCAGUCACGCGCCUACCGCUUCACUGGCCACAAGGAUGCCGUCACCUGUGUGAACUUCUCUCCUUCGGGACACCUGCUUGCUUCCGGCUCCCGAGACAAGACUGUCCGCAUCUGGGUACCCAAUGUCAAAGGUGAGUCCACUGUGUUUCGUGCACACACAGCCACAGUGAGGAGUGUCCACUUCUGCAGUGAUGGCCAGUCCUUCGUGACAGCCUCUGACGACAAGACAGUCAAAGUGUGGGCAACUCAUCGCCAGAAAUUCCUGUUCUCCCUGAGCCAGCAUAUCAACUGGGUCCGCUGUGCCAAGUUCUCCCCCGACGGGCGGCUCAUCGUGUCUGCCAGUGAUGACAAGACUGUUAAGCUGUGGGACAAGAGCAGCCGGGAAUGUGUCCACUCGUAUUGUGAGCAUGGCGGCUUUGUCACCUAUGUGGACUUCCACCCCAGUGGGACGUGCAUUGCCGCUGCCGGCAUGGACAACACAGUGAAGGUGUGGGACGUGCGGACUCACCGGCUGCUGCAGCAUUAUCAGUUGCACAGUGCAGCAGUGAACGGGCUCUCUUUCCACCCGUCGGGAAACUACCUGAUCACAGCCUCCAGUGACUCAACCCUGAAGAUCCUGGACCUGAUGGAGGGCCGGCUGCUCUACACACUCCACGGGCAUCAGGGACCAGCCACCACUGUUGCCUUUUCAAGAACGGGGGAGUAUUUUGCUUCUGGAGGCUCUGAUGAACAAGUGAUAUGUGCACGACCCUAGACGCCAUCCAUCUGGGAGAGGAAACAGUGGAGCUGCUCAGACAGUGGUGAGGAGCCUCCUGAAGAACGAGGCUCACAGCUGCGUCCUGACAGACAGGGAUGGUGUCCAGGGCAUAUGGAGUGUUCAUCUUGUGUGGAUACGGUGGUUUUUCUGUGGCCUCAGGUGACCACUGGCCACACACUCCCCAGUUCUCUUGUGACACCCAAGCCAGCCAUCCUGGAAGUGGCCCUGGAAGCACACCGUCAUGCAUGGCCAGCAGCCUCCAGCAGGGAGCGCUCUUGCUCCCCAGCCAGGUGCCUCCCUCAGCUGUGUUCAAGGAACCGAGGGACAUGGUCCUGCUGAUAGGAGGACACCUGGAAUAGGAUGUGUUUUUCAUGGCUGAGUUAGCCUUGGGAUGACGAGUGUGUUGCUGAGUACUUCCUGUGUGCCCGUGUCCACCAGGCUGUCUCCUGUGAGCCUCACAGCAGCCCCAUGAGAUGGGAACUAGGCUUAUCCCAGUCUCGCAGAUGCAGGAACUGAGGCACAAGGUUGAGUCCCUUGCCUUAGGCCAUUCAGUAAGGAGUGUUCUGGCCUGGAGGCCAUGUGUUAACCACUUCUCACAGUGUAACAGGCCAGGCCACCGCCCGCAGGAACUUCUAUUUUAGUUCAGAGGCAGAUGAUAAACAAUGAAAAGGGGAUUAAAUAACUCCCUACUCUGAUGCUAUGAAGGAAAUAAAUAGAGGGCUAUGAUAAACAUUCACAGAAGGCCUCUCUGAGAAGGUGGUGCUGUUGAAGCAGACACUUCAGCCUGCGAAGCAGCCAACCCCAUGAAGCUCGGGCCUGUGACACCCUAGGGAGGUGAACCAGCAAGUGCGAAGGCCUGGCGGUGCCACGCCGUGGUAGUCCAUCCUGGUCACAUCCAGGUCCUCUUGAGGCCUGUCCACAAAGCCUGCUCCCCAGGGAGGUGGGGUAGGUCCCGGAAUUGAGUUGGGGUGUCAGGUGGGGACCACUAUCCCACCAUGGCUCAGAACUUUGGGCAUGGCCUCUGAGCCCAUUUCCUCAGUGAAGGACUGGCAAGGGGAUUUUCUUCUCCUGACUUGGUGUGCCUGUUGGUUUUGGCAGGUGAUGGUUUGGAAGAGUAACUUUGAUAUUGUUGAUCAUGGAGAAGUCACGAAAGUGCCGAGGCCCCCAGCCACACUGGCCAGCUCCAUGGGGAAUCUG